This is a messenger RNA of Diorhabda sublineata, 2828 nucleotides long. RefSeq names its product solute carrier family 66 member 2. Gene Ontology annotation, biological process: retrograde transport, endosome to Golgi; phospholipid translocation. NCBI's taxonomy places the organism in Eukaryota, Metazoa, Arthropoda, Insecta, Coleoptera, Chrysomelidae. Bases 111 to 926 code for a protein of 271 amino acids. The transcript is spliced from 5 exons. The record is from RefSeq and is a predicted model, not a curated record. Gene Ontology annotation, cellular component: trans-Golgi network; endosome.
GGCAUUUGACAUUUUGUGCAUUGUAGCAAUCUGACAGCCACCUGCUAAGUGACAUAAAUAGUGACUAGACAAUGUUAAAUUUAUUCCCUGUUUAAAGAAUUGAAUCAAAAAUGGAUUGGGUAAUAUCAGACGAAUUAUCUUUAACUGUAGGAACAGUUGUUGGCUGGGUAAGUGCAGGAGCUAUGAUUAUAGGUGGUGUCAUCCCUUACAUACCCCAAUACAGACAGAUACGAAAAACAAAAGAUGCAGAGGGAUUCUCUUUGUUAGUGUGUCUCGCACUUCUAAUAGCUAAUACAUUAAGAAUAAUGUUCUGGUUUGGAAGGCAUUUUGAAUAUCCUCUUUUGAUUCAGAGCGUAAUAAUGAAUUUCACUAUGUUUCUCAUGAUUCAUUUGUGCGUUAGGGUAAGAAAUAGAAAUCAGUUACUUCAGGCUAGGCAAAGGAUUUUCACAGCAAAACCUCAGGAAGUACAGAGAUUGCUUAAUUCAAAACCUCGUAGUUCCUCGUGCAGUAUAAGUGAUUUUGAUGCCAAGUACUUUUGGAAUUGGACGGAUUUUCAAUCGUACCUGGAUUGUAUGUUGAUUUUCACGAUUGCUACGUCAUUAUUGAUGUACAUAUUCAUAGAUUAUUUAAUAUUUGUCGAAACCGUCGGAUUUUUGGCGUUGUUCACGGAGGCUAUGUUAGGAACGCCUCAAUUAAUUAAAAAUUAUAGAAAUAAAUCGACGGAAGGGAUGAGCAUCAGUAUGGUGGUGAUGUGGACUUGCGGAGACAUAUUUAAAACUUCGUAUUUUUUAUUGCGCGACGCUCCGUUGCAAUUUUGGAUAUGCGGUUCGGUGCAAGUAACGGUAGACUUACUGAUAUUACUUCAAGUUUUCAUUUACCGCGGUAAUAUCGAUCCACCGCGACCGACGCCGCAUCGGAUCGAUUGAGUAGUUAUCAUAUGGACGCAGGGCGAGAAAAUCAACAAAGAAAUCAACAAUCCCCCAAUAGCGGGCAUCAUUAACGAUAAUAAAAUCGAUAAAAAAGUUAACGGCGACACCGAACUAAGUGAAUCGGUAAAUAACAGCGACUCUAGUGCCGAUACGGGUAUCAAUACCGCCGAGGAAAAAUUUAAUUGUACCGCUAACGUCGAGGUGCAUAAAGAACAUUUUUAUUCUAAUUCUAGUAAGGCUGUUAGUAGAGAUAGUAUUGUAGAUAUUGUUAAUAACGUAGAGAGAUUGGGGGUGAACGGUGUUAUGAAACGCGUCUCUUAUAAAGAACGCGCUAAAAAUAAAGUAAACAAACUUAUCCACAGGCAUACGUUAUGACGUUUACCUAUUUCCGGAACAAAAAUUUCGUUUUCUUAUUCUGGCUUCCUUUCGCUAAUUGCGUUCUUCCUAAUAUAAAAAGUAUUUUAUCAACUGAAAUGUAAUGUAUGUAAUUCAACGUGCAAAAGUGGAAACGCACGUAACCGGACGGCGCAACAUGAAAAUUUGAAAUAAGUCUUUAAAUUUUGGUUGGUGUUGCCGAAUUAUUCCUCAAAGCGAUAAUUUGAGUUUGUGCUUUUAUCUUGGAUUGGAAAAUUAAAUGUAAAAAAGGGGGAAACACACGUAACGGCACCGCAAGUCGGCUAAACUAUGUCGAAUAUUUGAAAUAAAUCUUUUUAAUGUCAUCGAUAGCGUUGAAAUUGUUGUUUCCUAAAGCGACAAAUUAAUUUUGGGGUUGCAUCUGGUAAGGAAAUUUAACGUGUAAAGCCGGAAACACACGUAUCCGGACCGUAAAUUGACGACACAACAAGAAAAUUUGAAAUAAGUCUCAAAAUUGGAUCAAAAAGUCUCAACAUUUUGUUUGGUGUUAUCGAUUCGAUCAAAAUUAUUCCCCAAAGCGAUUUUUUGAGAUGGUGCUUCAAUCUUAGAUAAAAAUUAAAUCUAUAAAGGGGGCUUCACACGUGACGGCACGCGAAAUUUGAAAUAAGUAGUAAAAUUGUUCCCAAAAUCGACAAUUGGAACUUUUAUGGGAGAAUCUGGGAUGGAAAUUGAACGUUUAAAGGGGAAAAACACGUAAUUUGAGUUGUUCGUUGACUCAGGAUGGAAAUUAAAUGUAUAGAAGUGUAAACACGUCAGUGGAUUGCAAAUCGACGGUACUACAAGAAAAUUUAAAAUUAAUCCCAAAAUUUUCAUUUCAAUCACUGAUGGGGUCAAAAUUUUUGUUUUCUAAAGCAAAAAUUUGAAUUUGUCGUUGACUAUGGGAUAAAAAUUAAACGUAUAAAGGUGGAAACACACGUAACCGGACAGUAAAUCGACGGUACUACGGAGAAAUUCGCAUUAAUAUCAAAAUUUUCUUUGACAUCAUCAAUUGGAUCAAAAGCAACCAUUGAAGUUUGUGAUUUAUUUAGGGAUCGAAAUUGAUCGAGUAUAGGUUGAAACACACGUAACAGUACAAAAAAUUCGAAAUAAAUCUCAAAAUUUUCUUUGAUGUCAUCGAUAGGAAAAUUAUUGAUAAUGUUCGUUUAGGUAGUACGUUAUAAUCAUGAAAAUUAACCGUCCGGUUUGCAAUUUACUAGCCGCGCGGUACCGUGACGUGUGACUGUGUCUUAAUUCCUUCAACGAUAUUAAAUCAUUACCGAGAAGUUGUCUGCAUUAUAUUUCAUCGUAACUAUGAAGUUUUCCUAAUUGUUGAUGCUACUCAAAUUGUGCCAUAACUAAAACUGUUUUUCCAUGACAAUCCGAUUUAUUAACGGUCUCCAAUUCACUAACCGAGCGGUGUCGUUACGUGUAUAAGGGUCCUAAGUCACAAAAGCAAUUGUCGAUACAGUCGUAUCUUUUCUUCAGGAAUAUUAAGUUCAUAUUCUA